Schistosoma turkestanicum is the source of this 2337-nucleotide messenger RNA. The record is from the annotation of a GenBank genome assembly. NCBI's taxonomy places the organism in Eukaryota, Metazoa, Platyhelminthes, Trematoda, Strigeidida, Schistosomatidae.
AUUUUGUUUGUUAGAAUUGCUCUAAGCACUUUGAGUGCGCGGUAUGUAAACCCCUCGACUAAGCCUGCCAUCUCUGCGGGCUCAAUUGAUGUGGGUGAUUAUCGAUGUUCUACGCUGUAAUGAGCAAUUCCCUAAACUCCAUCAUGCUAAAACUAAAAAAUUCCAUAGAUUCGAACCAAAAUGUAACUGAUUUGAAUGCAAUAUGUGACGUCGUCGGCCAUCUGGAAAACUUCCCGAUGACUAUGAUUCAAUUGCAAGAUACUAGGAUCGGUCAGUUGUUACAAACCAUCCGUCACAAGGUUGACCCACCUCUCCAAAAACGCAUUAGGCUCAUUAUCAAGGCAUGGCAGAAGUUACUUUCCUCUGAGUAUUCACAUCAAUAUGUUAUUCCUCUGAAAACGUCGGACAAAAAUAUAUCCAAGUCACCUAGAUCCAAUGGUACACCGACUAAAAUACGUGUUCGUGAUAGACCCAAACAAACAACAGAUUCUGUAAAUGCAAUAUGCCCUUCUCAGAUGAAAAGCUCUGUAAAUCUCACAAAACGGCAUUGUCCGAAUCCUUCUCCAGACAAACUCAAAGAGAGUGCAUCGAAACUCUCUGUGUGUCAAAUAGAGCAAAGUGAAAACUAUGUUUCUAAUGUUUCUAAACGUCUGAAGUUCACAGACCCAACGUCCCCUAACACAAGUACACCAGUGGUUGUUCAGGUCAAUAAUCCGAGUAACCUUAUGAAUGGUAGUAAAUGUAUAGAACCACAACCUCAGGAUACUAAGUUUAGUGAAAAUCUAGAUACUUCAGUAUCCCAAACAAGUAUUCCAACAUCUCAAUCUCCUUCGUCGAAGCCCCGAGUAACGAAUUCCACGCGUUUGUCAAAAGUCAAAUCAACUGCGGAACUAGUCCAAGUUGCAGGAGAUUGUAUCGAUUCCGUAACUGCUGAUCGCAUUCUUACGAACAGAAUCAGCAAAGAAGUCGACCCUCCUGGAGUAUGUUCUUUGAUGCAACCCACAAAAACACGCCUAGGUCGUACAAACUCUGGCUCUCAUUCAAGUUCGCGCAGCAUCUCUGCCGGUACCAAUGAAACCUCGCAUCCUCCCAAGUGUAACACAAUUUUAGACUUAAAGUCUGAAGUAUACUUGAAGUGUAGAGAAAAUCCAGCUGUGUACGAAAAGAAUCACAACUUAAUUUCAGAUUCUGUUCAAAGUGUUAUACCUUCUGUAAACAUUUCAUCGAUUAAUAAUCAAAGUCCCUCACGCUGUAAUAACGAAAUUAUAUCCGAUCGAUUAUUAUUCGAUGUCGAAAAUGACACUAUGUCAAAUGCUCAGAAAGUUAAAAAGAAGAAGAAGAAACAUAAACAUCAUAAAGACGAAGCUGAAAUUUCCGAAGGCUCUUCCAGAAUACAUUCCAACCAACUAAAAGGCCAUCAUAAACGCAAAGUGGUUCUCCCUCCCGUGACUAACUUUAUGAAUGAUUGGCCUGAAUUGCCAUCUUUGCCGGAAGACAUUGACUGGUAUAGCCUUGACCGCAGUUACAUGACUGUCUGUGAUAAAGAUUCUACGAAAGUUUCAGAGUACAACUCUCCUGAAAAGUGUACAGUAGAUACAGGGAUUGAAUAUGCUUGUAUCUCUCCUACUAAUUUACACUCAAUCAUCCUAGAUGAUCAGUAUUUACAUAUACUACCCUGGGUCGAUAUGAUUGGUUACAAGCGUCAUUUCUUCCCCCCGUGUUCCGAUCAGGAGCUAAGUAAGCUAACUUCAAUGCCCGAGCCGUGGUGAUACGUGUAAUCCCGUUGACAAAUCUUUAUUUAUGGUGCCUUUCUAUGAGAUAAACUGACCUGUUCUACUUGUUUCUUUCAGAAUGUGACUAAUUUAAUGUAUUUAAAUUUUUUUUGGUUUAAUACUGAUGCACAAACCAUGCAGCAUUUAUUUCACUCGUCAGUAGCAUGAUUUUCUACCGUUCAGAACUAAAGUACAUUUAGCUCGGUCUGGUGCCUCUAAACUAGUUCAGUCACUUGUAAGUGUACUGGACAUAAAUAUUCAUCUAGUCUAAGUGGUUUUUGGAACUUAUAACUAGUGUUCCACUUUUCUCUUGAAUAAAAGUACAUAUCGGAGGCCCUAUCCGUGCUUUGUGAAUGUUUCUACUGAAGUUGGGCUCGAAGUUUUUUGUACAUAAAUUUUUGAUUGUUUGAAAAAACAAAUAUAAAAUACACUUGACACGUUUUCGUGAUUUUGUCUUUAACUUAUCACUGCGUAAAUAAAUCGUCGUGGUCGGUCGGAUAUCUCCUAGUUGUCUGCUUUUGAAUCGAGGUCACAGAACAAGCACUUGGGUCUCUUUCUCCAGUCA